Messenger RNA from Dendronephthya gigantea, 2814 nucleotides. Its product is annotated as endothelin-converting enzyme homolog. The record is from RefSeq and is a predicted model, not a curated record. Gene Ontology annotation, cellular component: plasma membrane. Gene Ontology annotation, molecular function: metalloendopeptidase activity. Bases 208 to 2505 code for a protein of 765 amino acids. Gene Ontology annotation, biological process: protein processing. The transcript has 20 exons. NCBI's taxonomy places the organism in Eukaryota, Metazoa, Cnidaria, Anthozoa, Malacalcyonacea, Nephtheidae.
CAUCACUCAGACGUGAUAUCAAGAAGUUUGUCCGUCUGCGCUGCUACUUCAGAGCACGUCGAGCACUUAAGUAACUUGCUUUUAAGUUCAUUUUUGCUAAAUUAUCAGCCAGAACUUGCCUGUUCCAAUUGGCGAGAGUGAACGGUUUUUUUGCUUCGUUAUCUUAUUUUGUACAGCCUCAAAUUCCAGCUGCCCUGAAGUGAGAAUAUGCCGUCAGCAUCUUUCUAUUUCGUGGAGCCCGAAACUCGGAAGCCUUCGAAAGUUCGGUUGUUUUUGGCGGCAUUGUUUCUGGUGCUACUCGUUUUGUCGAUCACAUUUAGUUCGUUGUAUGUUGUGGAGAAAAAUAAGACGACCAGCGAGGGCGGUCAGUCGAAGCAGCGGCCAAACGGCACAGCAACACAGAGCACAAUCAAGUCAAGCCUUACUCCGUCGACAAAGACUUGUAAUACCCUCAGAUGUGUCGUCAGUGCUGCAGGCAUUCUGAAUAAUCUUGAUCAAUCCACCGACCCAUGUGAAGAUUUUUAUCAAUACAGUUGUGGAGGAUUUGCAAGGAAGAAUUAUAUCCCUUUUACAAAAUUACAAACUGGUUCUUUUUCUGCACCAAGUGAACUCAUUCUACAGACAAUGAGAGAUCUCUUGGAAAACAAACAAUUGAUGUCAAAAUACUCUGCGUUUCCAAAUUCAGCUUUCUAUAAAGCAUUCGUAUACUACAAAUCCUGCAUGAACGACAGCGCCAUCGAAAACGCCGGGAUUCAACCCAUUCUUGACGUGAUUGAAAAAUAUGGCUCUUGGAACAUAACCAACAGCGGAUGGUCUGAAGAUUCUUGGGUGUUGGAGAAAAUACUGGCCAGAGUACUUGCCGAUACAGGAGUACCAGUGUUUUUUAAUGUGCGAAUAAUGGAAUCGGUCGUCAACACCUCGGAUAUCUAUGUUACGAUAAGUUGUGGGUUGAUUGGCCACGAUAAACGACUGGAAAGAAAAAGAUGGAGUUCAUAUAACAUCUUGAUGAAACAAAAGAGAGUUGAAGGUAUUCCAACUACAGAUACCAAAGAUUACAAGGAGCUUAUGUCCGCCAUAUUCAAACUGUUGGGACCAGCAAAUUCCAGUGUUGAUAAUGAAGUGAAUCGUAUCGUUAAUUUGGAAGACAGCUUCUUAAAGAUCCGAGAAGAUAAUGAUACGAAUUCCCUAAAGGAUUUGUAUAAAUUUACGACGAUAGAAGAGCUGAAUAAACUGACGUCCCUGAAGUUUAAUUGGAAACUCUUUCUGGACGAAAUAUUUAGGGGGACAGAUAAAUCAAUAGCACCAGACCAAAAACUCAUGAUACUAAUACCAAACUGUGUUAAACGUAUCGCUAACUGGUUGGACGACAAACCCAGGAGUUUGCUUGCUAACGAAGUAAUAUGGAAAAUCGUCAGAACCUUCAUCGAUAAUCUACCAAAGGCAUUUGGAGAAAAACAAAUGAGUUAUGAUGCGAGCCUUGGGGUGUUUCCAACUCCUAAAUGGAAAAAAUGUAUUGCUUUGGCAGACAAAUAUUUCACACAUGCUACCAAUUUGCUGUAUGUUAACAAAAGUGUGAAGAACGACGAUUUGAAAAAGGCAGCCGUUAUGUUUACUGAGAUCAAAUCUGAGUUCAUUGAUGGCUUGGAAGAACAGAAAUGGAUGGAUGAUGCAUCCCGCGCUCAGGCUCGCCUUAAGUUGGAAAAAAUGAAGACAUGGGUUGGAUAUACACCAUUUGUGAAAAAUAAAACAGAACUUAACAAUUAUUACAAAAAUUUCCAAGUUCAGGAAUCAUUUCUUUUGGAAAAUACAUUGAAUGCAGCGAGGAAUCUAUUUCUUAAAGAGAGUCAGCAAUUGGGAAAACCGUCGGAUGAAAGCAGAUUUUCAACGUCAACUCUAGAGGUGAACGCGAAAUAUUUCCUUCUAAAAAACCGCGUAGGAAUUUUAGGGGGAAUGUUUCAAACACCUUUCUACGGGAGUGGUAGGCCAAAUGCAUUGAAUUACGGCUCACUUGGCUACAUCGUAGGCCAUGAAAUUACACACGGCUUUGAUAAUAAUGGUAUUUACUUCGAUGAAUAUGGAAAAAUACGCGAAUGGUUGACUAAGGCAUCAAACGACAACUUUACGAAAUUAUCAAAAUGCUUUAUCGAACAGUACAACAAUGUUACAAUAUUUGGCUAUAAGGUUAACGGCGAGCAGACCUUAUCAGAAAAUAUUUGCGAUAACGCAGGGUUGAAAUAUGCCUACAGAGCAUAUCAAAAAUGGAGGGAAACGCAUGGAGAUGAAGACAGGCUACCAGCUCUUUCUUUGGAUAAUAACCAACUUUUUUUUGUUAGCUUUGCCCAGACUUGGUGUCAGAAGUAUAAAAAAAGAGGCGCCAAAUAUCGUAUAAAGCAUGGUAAACAUUCGCCGGAACCAGUAAGAGUACGCGUGGCAAUUCACAACUCUCCCGAAUUCAGUAAAGCAUUCGGAUGCCCAUUGCAGAGAAACACCUGCGAAGUUUGGUAGUAUUCUUUUCAAUUUCGGCUAUACUCAUGUCAUGACAUUCUCAGCAAACUUGAUCAAUCCACCGAGCCAUGUGAUGAUUUUUAUCAGUACAGCUGUGGAGGAUUUUUAGAAAAGAGUUAUAUACCGGACGGCCAAUCGUCCUUUGAUUCAUUUACUGAACCAGGUGACGCUAUUCAAUACACCUUGAGGGAUAUCUUCCAAAACAACCAAUUGAUGUCAAAUUACUCUGGGGUAAUAAGUAUUUUAUUUUAGCUGGCAAAAAUGACACUCUUGAUUGCUCGUGAAGAAUUGCAAAAAAAAACGAGUGAG